CAGGACGGGAAGUAGAUUGAGCUGGCCCAGAGCAGCUCGUGGGGAACGCUGCGGCAGGCUGGCAGAGUGAAGACUUGACUGGAGACCAUCUCUUGCCUAGCUGCAAGCCCCCCGGAAUGCACUGGGCAUGGCCUCUGGAGCCCCACAAAACAGCAGCCAGAUGGCCUGUGACAGAGAGAUCCCAGGCUUCCUCAACGCACUCCUCCAAGACUUCCCAGCCCCACUGAGCCUGGAGAGCCCUUUGCCAUGGAAGGUCCCAGGGACAGUCCUGAGCCAGGAAGAGGUGGAGGCGGAGCUGACCGAUCUGGCAAUGGGCUUCCUGGGCAGCAGGAACGCUCCCCCAACAUUUGCCGCGGCUGUGACCCACGAGGCAAUUUCCCAGCUGCUACAGACAGACCUUUCGGAAUUUAAGAGGUUGCCUGAACAAGAGGAGGAAGAUGAGGAGGAGGAAGAGAAAGCCCUUGUGAUCUUUCUAGAUGCCAAAGGCCUGGCACGGAGCUUCUUUAACUGGCUUUGGGAAGUAUGUAGCCGGUGGCAGAAGCAGGUGCCAUUGACUGCCCAGGCCCCUCAGCGGCAGUGGCUGGUCUCUAUCCAUGCCAUCCGGAACACACGACGCAAGAUGGAGGAUCGACAUGUGUCCCUUCCUGCUUUCAACCACCUCUUCGGCUUGUCUGACUCUGUGCACCGAGCCUACUUUGCUGUGUUUGAUGGUCAUGGAGGCGUGGACGCAGCAAGGUAUGCCUCUGUCCACGUGCACACCAAUGCUUCUCACCAGCUAGAGCUGCUCACAGACCCUGCAGCAGCUCUCAAAAAAGCCUUCCGGCGCACUGAUGAGAUGUUUCUCCGAAAAGCCAAGCGAGAGCGACUGCAGAGUGGUACCACAGGUGUGUGUGUGCUCAUCACAGGAGCAGCCCUGCAUGUUGCCUGGCUUGGAGACUCCCAGGUCAUCCUGGUACAGCAAGGACAGGUAGUGAAGCUGAUGGAGCCACACAAACCAGAGCGACAGGAUGAGAAAGCACGUAUUGAAGCACUGGGUGGCUUUGUUUCUCUUAUGGACUGCUGGAGAGUCAACGGAACCCUGGCAGUGUCUAGAGCCAUUGGGGAUGUCUUCCAGAAGCCCUAUGUGUCUGGCGAGGCAGAUGCAGCAUCCAGAGAGCUAACGGGCUCGGAAGACUACCUGUUGCUUGCCUGUGAUGGCUUCUUCGAUGUUGUCCCCCACCAUGAAGUCACGGGUCUCGUCCAUGGCCACUUGCUCAGGCAGAAGGGCAGUGGGAUGCACGUUGCUGAAGAGCUGGUGGCUGUAGCUCGUGACCGAGGCUCCCAUGACAACAUUACAGUCAUGGUGGUCUUCCUUAGGGACCCCCUGGAGCUGCUGGAGGGUGGAGUCCAGGGGACAGGGGAUGCCCAGGCAGAUGUAGGAAGCCAGGACUUGUCCACUGGUCUCUCAGAACUUGAGAUCAAUGCUUCACAGAGAAGCUAAGUGGUCCAGACCUCCAGGCCCCAUCCAGACUCUCCCUCUGCCCUUGUGAUCCGCCCCCCAUCAAAGACCUUAGAUCAAAGACCCAACAGGUAUAGUGGGCAGGGGUGCACACCUUCACAGCAUUCCCUUAGCACCCCAGCCCUUCACGUUGCCUGCCACAGCCUGUCCUCAUAGCUGCAGAACUGCAGUAGGCAAAAAGAAAGCAUAGGAAAAUGACCUCACAAAAGAGUAGAUAGCUGCGGUCAUCAGGGCAGGACAGGUCUGGGGACAUAAACCGUAGGCACCUGCUGAUAGCCUAACCAAAAACACAGGUCAGGUCUUGGGAGACCCUCACACAGAUCCUGGGGUGAGAUCUGCAGCCAGGUGUCCAGCCCAGGCUUGUAGCUUCUCACUGUACCCAAAGCUGGGAGGGUUUGGUCUGUGCUAACGCUUGCUGUCCUGCUUGACUGCUGGCUUCCCAAAGAGGAGACAUUGGUCUUCAUGGGAGGAGCACCAGGAGAGUGGCCCACUGCCAGUCCACUCUUAACUGAGUACUAAGGCCACUAGGGCUUUCUAGACCUCUGUCUUUCCCCCUGAACUUCCUGGGGAGAUGAAGUCAGACGUGUGUGUGUGUGUGUGUGUAUUUGUGUGCUUAGAUUUAUUGCAGGGAAAAGUCUAAUCCAGAAUCAGUAUUCAGGCUUUGUCACGUUGUAUCAGUGCCAAGGUGACCACAAGGUCAUGUAACUUAAGCAAAACUUAGCAUUUAUUUUAUUCCUGAAAACUUAAGUAUUUUACUUUUUUGUGUGUUUGUGGAGACAUUUGCAGUAUUACUGACUUUUUUUUUUCCUAAAUCAGGAUGGAAACAAAUUUUUCCAGGUUAUGUUAAUAAGCCACGUAAGUGCCUUAAGCAGCUUUGGUGUUGAUGAGGAUUGCUGAACGUGCCGUGGGUCCUGAUAGGCAGACAUGUUGAGGGUCUCAAAAAGGCAGCAUUUGUUGUGGAAAGCCAGCACUCUUUCUGGGAAGGUCCUUUUGUGCUUCUGGGUACCUCAGAACUUCCUUGAAGUGAUGGGCAGAGGCUGUGACUAUGGGCAUCUGGGGUGACACUGGCCUCCCUGUCCACCCUUAGAGUCUGGCUGGAUCCCAGCUGAGAAGACCUUACUGCUCUUGGUUAGAAGCUUGACACUGUCUUAGUGCGUUUGCAGUUACGUUGGUGAAGUCAUUGAGGACAGUGCUUAGGUGAGGAACUUUGGCAAGCCCAGAAGUCCACCAUCUUUCAUCUGUGACUGGUAUCCUUCCCUGCUAAACUCUGUCCUGACCUGAGCAACAUGAAAGACCACCACAUCCCUAGAGCAAUGAUGUCUAAAAUCAGGCUCGAAAACUAGGCCAGGGGUUGGGGGGACACCCAGAGUUGAAGGACUAAGGAGGCCCUCAACAAGGGACAAGUGUGAGUCAGGCUGCUGCAUGCAGACACUGGCAGGUCCAGAGGAUAAUAGGCAGCUUAGCAGAGGCUCAGGAAGGAACAGUAGGAAGGUUGCCUGUGAUAUCCCCAUGGAGGAGACAUAGUCCACCUAUAGAGUGAAAGCCCUAGCAAGACUUGCAGAGCUUUGCUCAGCGCACCUAAGCCCUCUUUCAAAAGAAGCAAGGGUGCUCAUACUUCUUCCCCUGAGGCGAAUCCACUGUCCAGCAGUAGGGGAGCAAGCCAGCCAAAUGCAGUUGGGCAUACCACCUGUAUGCUUGGCAUUCACCCAUUCCCACAGCAGGGAUGGAAGAGUUGGGGCCAGGUAGUUGAUUCCUUGGUCAAAUCUCCUGACAGGAACAUGGUCUCUCAGAUGGUUGCCCACCAUAAUAACUAGGUAUUGCUUAACUUGAAGGCCUGCUGCUUUCUGGGGGUCAGAAUCUAGGAUCCUCAGUACCAUCUCAACACAGGGUGUGGUUGUUGGUCCAGCCUGCCUGUAGCAGUGACCUUGAUAGAGGGAGAACUUUAGUUUUCUCCCAUUUUUGCUAACCUGUUCAUUGCUGGUAAGAGUGAAAUUUGGGCCUCCUUGGUGAUCUGGAUUCAUACUCACAUGUAAAGCUGUGCCACAUAUCAAGGCCUCAGUGUGAAGGGAAGCCCCUUUCCCAGGCUUGUCUGAGUGCCUCUCCCACCUCUCAGUCCAUUUGCACUGGUGAUAGCCAUGCCCCUGCCUGCCAGUGGUCAGAGACCAACAUCAGGCACUGCUCCAUCCUGAUCUAGUGACCAAGGGAGACCACAUUCUCCUACUGUUGACGGUUGACCUUGUGCUAGUUCCUAGGCACAGAAAAGGACUCUUCUGUCUUGACUGGAGCUGCCAGUACCAAGCCUACAAGACUUCUUGGCCACCUCCUCUUCAAGCCUUCAUCCCAAAAGAAUCCCCUAGCCAGUGAUUCCGCUUCUCAAGUCCCUGCUUUGCCACCAACACAUUGUGUGAGCAGAACCAGUCACUGUAUCUCUCAGGCCUCUGGUACGCUUUAGGGUAAGGUAUGGAGGGUAUGCAUAGCAUUAUCAGGAGCUGCCAGAGCAGGGAGCCCAUCCUCCGCCAGCAGCAGAGAGGGGUUAAGUAUUAUUAGUAUCUAUUCUUAAAAUUAAGUGGGCUAGAAAAGAGCUGAGUUACAGGCUUCAGUGUCUGUCAUGGAUACAAAAGCUGAAGCAGUCAGCCUGCCUUUGCAGGUGGAGCUGCCUCUCAGCUAAGGCCUGGAGGCGGAAGAGGUGGGAGAGCACAAGCAGGCUUAUGGGAGUGUUGAAGCAAGGUAUCUGCAGCAUAGCUUUGGGAGUCUCAGAACUCAUGGUGGGAGAGGCACCAGCACCUAGAGGUCUUAAAAGCCCUGCCAUUCACCAUGAUGUCUCCCCUUGCCCUCUUGGGUUCUGCAUGCAGUGCCCCCCUCUCCCAAUGCUAAGUUUCAGCAUGAGUGUCCUGGCUAUCUCAACUGUAUUCUCAGGGCCAGAAGGAUGGCUCUGGCCAUACUGUAUGGAAGCCAGGCCAAUUUGUAUGAAGCAAGCUGGGCUUUGGGUUUGAUUCCGCCUCUGUAGCUUCCAGGGACCAUCCUCUGGAGUCCUGUGCUUUCACUGGACUCUUCAGCUUUGCCAAACACACCAAGCUUUCCCAUUUACAUGCCAUGUGGGCCUUGCCAAGGGUUAUUUCAGGGGGCUUCCUGGGAGUCUUGUUCUAAGAUACCAUGUUUCUUUAGUCUCAGAGACAAGUCCCAAGAUGAUGAGCUCAUAGGACAGUCUUCCUAUACUGGGCCCCUAUACUGGUGUCAAUAAACCAUAUAUUCAAGAUU
Molecule: messenger RNA, 4756 nt
Organism: Grammomys surdaster
Lineage: Eukaryota; Metazoa; Chordata; Mammalia; Rodentia; Muridae
Gene: Ppm1f
Product: protein phosphatase, Mg2+/Mn2+ dependent 1F
Exons: 8
Coding region: 128-1480 (450 amino acids)
Biological process (GO): protein dephosphorylation; negative regulation of protein kinase activity
Cellular component (GO): cytosol
Molecular function (GO): protein serine/threonine phosphatase activity; cation binding
Source: RefSeq, a predicted model, not a curated record